AUGCGGUCUGCUUUCGAAACAGCUCGCAUGAACAUGCUAACAACCACGACCCAGAAAACCGACUCACCCUACACCUUCUCCCACCACGAAGACUGCCUCCGCUCCGUCCGCCGCACCCACCUGAUGCGCUCCCUCACCGACAGUAAAGACGACAGCCGCAUCCUCUGGCACAUGCGCCUCCUCCCACCCCUCUGGGCCAGCGCCCCAUCCCCCAAACACACACCCCUAAGCCUCACGCCCACCGAAAACGACGCCAUAACCACACUCCUCCUGCUCCGCCGCGCCGCCUCCCUCACCUCCUCCCAACUCACCUACCUCCACACCCUCCACUCCUCCUACCAAACCAUGGAGUCCGCCCUCCGCGACCUAGACGAAACAUACUCUGAAUUCAAAUCCUACAUGAACAUGCCUGGUUUCCAGACGAAUAUCCUGCUGCCGGCUGUGAUUCGCAAUGCGAAGAAUAUACCGAGGAACCCUGUCGCGUGGAGUGAUGAGCUGAGGAGUAAGAUUGAGGGCAUGGUGGAGAAGUGGCGGGGGCAGAGGGAUGUGGUGGAGAGGGUGAGGGGGUUGUUGGAGAGUAGUAAUGUGGCGAUGGCUGUGCCGGAUGAUAGCUUUGAUGAGCUGGGGAGUGAUUUUUGA
Alternaria hordeiaustralica is the source of this 639-nucleotide messenger RNA. RefSeq lists its product as uncharacterized. Bases 1 to 639 code for a protein of 212 amino acids. The transcript has 2 exons. The record is from RefSeq and is a predicted model, not a curated record. NCBI's taxonomy places the organism in Eukaryota, Fungi, Ascomycota, Dothideomycetes, Pleosporales, Pleosporaceae.